This is a messenger RNA of Amoebophrya sp. A120, 4479 nucleotides long. The record is from the annotation of a GenBank genome assembly. NCBI's taxonomy places the organism in Eukaryota, Dinophyceae, Syndiniales, Amoebophryaceae.
AGGUCAAAACAAAACCACUGAGUGAAAUUUUUUUUACACAAGUAGAAAUUUUUAUUUACCCUUAUCAUCCGCUAGAAAUGAUUUGACCGUACCAAAGGUAGAAAUUAGCUUCACGACUACACUUGUUUUUCCUUCAGUACUUCUAUCCUCGAACACAUUCGCAUUCCACCCUCUUCCAAGAUGGCCGAAGAAGCGCCACGUGACGAGCUCGACGAAUUCUUCGACGAAGCGAUUCCCCAACCCCCCACGUAUGAAUUGCAAAAGUCUAUCGUAUAUAGUAGUAAUUGCAAUACAAAUUCGCUCAGCAUGACAAAUGGAGUUUGUCAUGCUGGUUUGCUUUGGCAACGAGAUUUGUAAUGCAUAAAUGCAAUUACUACGAGUGCGAUAUUUUUGCUGAGCAUACUUCGACCUCCGACGCUGCAAAUAUCGAGGAGGACAUUUUCGGCGACAUUGACGGCUUGGCCCAGCAGGCAGCGCCCGUGUUUGAUGACAAUGACGAAUUUGGGCAGAGAGUUAAGGAGUACCAGGCGAUGGGACACCAGGGGGAGUACCUCGAGGGGGAAGAAGAGCAGGAGGCGGAAAAGCCAAAAAACGCGUUUGAAGAGGCGUUGGAUAGGAUAGCGAAGUCGAAAAAGGUGGCCAGAGCCGGGAUGAAAAUUAAGGACAAAGAUAGCAGAAAACAGGCGAGCAUGCUGGUAUAGAAGUUGUUUUGUGAUAAUGUGGUUGUCGACAUUUUUUUCAGUUUUUGCAUGACAGAUUUCUCCUUCUGGCGCAUGAAGACGAAAGCAACGCUCUUUGUGUUGCAAUUUGAGUUUUAUCGUUCCAUAUCUAUUACAAUUUCCGUCUCAGGUCCAAUACAUGGAGACUUAUCACGAAAACGACAUCCGUAUUGAAAAGAAAAAUCCCCCGCCCCCAUAUCGAAACGAAGCUUCUGAUGCUGGAUUUCCGUACACAAAUCAGAUUUGUCUUGCAGUAGAGGACUGCAGGCAUAUGCCAAGCCUCAGUCGAGAGGUUUUGACGUAGGCGCCUAGCAUGACAAACGUGCAUGCUCUAAGCCCAACAGCAUCACAAACGGCCUGCAAAAUGCGGGGCGCUCUCUGGACUUGCCUUCUUGCAAGACAGACAGGAUUUGAGGUCACAAAUGCACAUCACAAUUUUUCAGACGGAUACGUUUUCAAUAUGGGGAGGGGGGAUUUUUCCUUACGAUAAUCCGCGAAAUCGCGAACGGCAGACCGGCACUGCACAAGGCCAGAGCAAUGGACAAUGUGAAAAAAUUAAUCAACCGGCAGGGCUUUAAGAGUUACUUCGUCACUGAGAGAGGUAUACGAUUUUUGAUAUACGAAGAUGCUGUUCGCAUGACAUAUCAAUUUGCACAUGCGAGGAGAAUCCGCAUGACAAGUUCUUUCGGGUUCGUUGUUGCAAAGAGUCAUUACAACAUCUUCUCAAAUAUCAAAACCACAGGCGUCGAAGUGCUCAAUGACUGGAUAAAUCCGGUCCGCGGCGAGGGUUACAAAGAUGACGACCGGGCAGAGCCGCCAAUGAGCGUCAUAGAAGGGGUAUCCAUUGCAAAUAUGUCUGGGUCCUCUGGAAGAUGAAUGCGGGACCUGUCAUGCUAGUCUGGCAUGACCCUGAGCUUUGUAUUGCGUAGCGAGCAACAGCUCCUCUGGUCUGUCAUGCAAGAACGCUGUCUUUCAUGCGGAAUACGCAACACAACGCCACCGAGGAAAAAUCUGUCGUGCUUGGCGCUGCAUUCCAGAGUGCGUACUAUUCACUGACCUGCAUCAGAACUUUCCAAACCCAGACAUUUUUGCAGUGGAUAAGGGGUCUUGUACUGUUUGGAACAGUUGGGAACGCAUGUGGAGAAGGAAGAUAUUGUGGAUAGCGGAAUAGGUAUUAGAUGAAGUUUUGCUUAUUUGUGAUGCAUGGUAGCUUGAGAUUGUUCUCAAAGUCAAAACUAGACUAUUGAAACUCAACUUCUAUGACACGCGUCAGCUCCUGCGUAAAACGAAAUAAACUUGAACUACACUAUGACAGGCGUGACCAUGCGCCGCAUCGCGAAAGACCGGAAUAUCAACUGCAAAUAUGUCUGGGUCUAGAAGAGUGCCGGGUUUGUCAUGCACACCUAGCAUGGCUUUCAAGUCUGUCAUGCGCGCCACACAAAAGCCACAUUUCUCUGUCAUGCAGAAACGCAGUUUGUCAUGCAGAUAGGCAACACUCUAGCAACUCCAAAACUUGUCAUGCUUGGCUGUCAAUGAAGGCGUCCACAUGAUUUGCCAAACAGCAUCACAAUUUUCCAGACCCAGACAUUUUUGCACUGCAUACGCAAGUACCCGAAUCAAGUGCGGUCGAAGGCACAAGCGCUGAUGAUGUCCUGGUAUGCAUUGCAAAUUUGUCUGGGUCUCCUGGAAGAGCUCCAACUUGUCAUGCCAGAACUGGAUGAUGCAAAAAUCUGUGUUGCAUGAUUACAACCAAAAGUUGCCCUCUUUUGACCAAGUUGAUCGGGAAUGAAUCUCUCUUGCAGGAUAUGCAUGAUCAUAGAGAUCUUGCAGAAUCUGUCAUGCCAGAUCCUGCAUUGCUGACCGUAUGGGUCAUGGAAAACCUGCAUGAGAAGGCUUGCAGUCCUCCAGAAGACCCAGACACAUUUGCAUUUGAUACCUGGGUCCAGUACGUCACCGGCGCCCCGGGGAAGCGCGCCCGGGAUGAUGAGGACAAUAACGCUCUGCAGGACGAUAUGCAAGAAAAAACCGUGUAAGUGUAAAUUUGUGAUGCAGAAAAUGCCAAACAGUUGCACUUGUCAUGCUCGACAUGCAUGAUCGGCUCGGUUCCUAUGUGUUCCCCUUCCUAUCUGCGCAUAACAAGUUUUUCCUGUCAUGGCAGACAAACUUGUGAUGCUGUUUUCCCAAAAGACUUACACUAACACGGUUUUUUUCUUGGAUAGACGAAGCGCUGGAGGUAGACGCCAACGGCAGAAGAGUCGCAAAAACCGCCCAGAUAAUGGACGGCGCAGCGGUGAAUCCGGAGUUACACAACGGUACUUUGCCGUCGAGCGCACAGCAACUCGCCCUAGUCCAAUCCGGGAACGUGGACGAAUUUGCGGGGAAAAGGCAAAAAACCGAGCGCGAGUUGAACGCAAUAUGGGCACCGUCGAAGGAAGAUGAGCUCGUGCACGCAGAGCGGGCGAAAAUGAGACACGCGGUCAUGCCCAUGGAGAAACCAGUAUUUAGAUUGUUUUGGAUCUUCUACUUCAUGUGUAGUUUUUUGUCAUGCCGAAAUAGGUUAUUUAGGGGUGUAAGUAGUUUCUCAUGGGGUUUUUUCCAUACAGGAGUAAGUAUGAGGGUCAGUGAAACUAUCUAGAAAUCCGCUUGAUGCAGUGAGUUUGUCAUGCGCAUUUGCGAAUAAAUUGAAACCCAACUAUCUAUCAGGUGUUUUCCCUCCAAGACCUCCCGGUUUCCAACGCACCCGCAAAACGCAAAAUGCGGGAAGACCCCAGCAUAUGGAUUGUAGAAAUGUCUGGGUCUGGAAAAUUGCCAGACUUGUCAUGCAGGUUUUCCAUAACCCAUGAGGUCUGGUAUGUAGGACAUAGCAUGACAGAUUCUGCAAAACCUUUUUAAUGUCUAUCCUGCAUGAGAACCUGCCUCUUGAUUACUUAGGUCAAAACUGCACAACUUUUGGCAAUCAUGCAACACAGUUUUUUGCCUGAUUCAGAUUUAGCAUGACAUUCCAGACCCAGACAUUUUUACAUUUGAUACAGCAGCGUCACGGGAAAAAUCUCGCAGCAGUUACACAAAAUCUCCAACCCCAACAAGAAACCGUGGAAGAGUACGGUGGGGCAACCAAGUAUCAGUGGAUCCGGGAUUGUUUACAAGUGGUAAAAAUGGAGCAAAUCUUCAGUGCCGGAGGUGGAACCACUGGAAGAGAAGAAUUGGAAACUCUACCCGUACUUACACUCGAAUUCGUGUCAACAGUUUAUCAAUCGCAAAAGUUUAACAGCAGCUAGAACUUCUACAGGCGUCGACGUUCUUUGCGAGCAUGUCCGCAACGGGUUUCUCCUGUUAGUCGGUUUGCUGCGAGGGCGUGAGGCAUGAUUACGGCCGGUAGAAAGUAUCAAUCGCAAAAGUUUAUCAAAAGUUUAACAACCUACAACAAUUGCUUCCGACAGGACGAGAGGCGCUGUGCUACGGAAGUAGAAGGGCUCUGAAUCGCAAAAGUUUAUCAACGGAAAAAGCACUUUGUUUUACAUCAAAGAAGAACGAUGGAGAAUUUUUCAAUGAAAAAGUUCUUGCACAGGAUCAGGCUGCUCGAAGGCGCUGCCAGAAGGGCUUCGGAUCGGACCGCGAAGUUCUUGAGAUGAACUCGACAUGAUUAUCAAGCGACACAUUGUACAUAAGUUUGACGCGACACUGUAAUGAAUAUUCCGCAUUACAAACCUUGAAUAAUUCGACAAUUGAACAACGACUUGACCACUUUGAGCUGGGAAAU